AUGCUUUAUAUAGAACAGAUGGCAGUGGUGGCGGGGGCAUCAAAUAAUAAUGGGAAAGGGGGACGACAAGCCCCCCCUGUCGACGUGGGCUCUCCCUUACUCGACUGGGAGGAGGCUGAUCAUUUCAGUUUUGAGGACUCUGAACGAUUCGAAGAGGAUUCCUUGUGUAGUUGGAGUUCGGAACCAGAAAGUCUAUGUAAUAACUGGCGAGGCUGGAAGCGUCCCAAUCUUCCAAAUUCAUUCGGUAGCCGUUCUACAAAAAAGUCCAUUCAAGAGAAAUCAGUGUGCACACUGAGUGAGCUAGCAGCUAAGUGUGUAGCGUCCCAUAUACCGUUCGAACUGGUUGAACACGUCUAUCCCCCUGUGCCUGAACAGCUGCAGCUCCAAAUUGCAUUUUGGAGCUUUCCUGACAGUGAAGAUGACAUCAGGUUAUACUCGUGCCUCGCAAAUGGCUCGCCUGAUGAGUUUCAAAAAGGAGAACAUCUGUUCAGGGACAGGGCAGUUAAAGAUGUGUUACAAAUUGGUUUCCACUUAUCAGCAACAGUGGUUAUACUUGGUAUGCCACGAUCACAAUACAAUGUGGCAGUGACAUUUGACAGACAAAGGAUAUCAUCAUGUAACUGCACUUGUUCAUCAACAGCACAUUGGUGUGCACAUAUUGUUGCUGUUUGCCUCUAUAGAAUACACCUUCCUACACAAGUAUGCCUUCGAGCGCCUGUGUCGGAAUCCUUACAAAGACUUCGAAGAGACCAGCUACAAAAAUUCGCACAAUAUCUUAUAUCAGAGUUGCCACGACAAGUAUUACCAACAGCACAAAGAAUACUCGAUGAGCUGCUAUCGACUCAGCCGAACCCUAUAAAUACGACUUGCGGAGCCCCCGACCCCACUGCCGGGGCAUCCGCCUAUGAGUACACCUCAUGGUUUCUUGAUGAGAAAACAUUGCACAACAACAUUAACAAAAUUUUGGUCAAGUUUUGUGUGCCUACUCCUAUCGUGUUCAGCGAUGUGAACUAUUUAAGUACGAGCGCACCUCCCGCGGCUGCAGAAUGGUCGUCGCUACUUCGUCCUCUAAGAGGCAGAGAGCCGGAAGGCAUGUGGAACUUGCUGUCCAUUGUUAGAGAGAUGUUUAAACGUAACGACAGAAAUGCUAUACCACUUUUGGAGAUCAUCACAGAAGAGGUUAUGGCAUGCGAACAGAUAAUUGUGUGGUGGUACACCACGAAGGCGGCUUUAGUCGCUUGGGGCGGAGGCGGCGGCGGCGGCGGUAAACACGGAGGUGGCGGCGGUAACUCAUCUGCACAACACGCUUGCUCAUCGCUCUGUGAUGAGGUGGUUGUGUUGUGGCGUCUAGCUGCCUUGAACCCGGCGUUAGCGCCGCAUGAACGUGAUACGCUACACGAACAAUUCGCACAAUGGCACACCAAAGUACUGGAUAAGGUGGCCAAAAACCGAAACAAUCAUAUGAGCAGCUCAUCACACACUCGGCACUCAUCUCGUUCUCAUUCGCACUCGCCGUAUAUCAAUGGGAUAAGUGAGAACGAAGUAUUUCCCGGUUUUCAUCCAGCAAUGGAGGCUUGUUUUCUAGAAUGGGAUGACUACCAGAUUCCCGGAGUGACUUAUACAAAGGACUUGAACCCACUAUACCACAGCCCUUUUACCAUCUUCCGGCAUACUGAAAAGCAAAAUGAUAGUGUACAUCAGGUAAAUUCAUCUAAAGCCGUACUGAACAAUGAGAUGUCACUAAGCUAUCGGCUAAUGAAUCCUGAGCCGAGUAUUCAUCGCACAACAGUCCAUAGGAAUCAGAUAACCAUAGAUCUAGCUAUUCCUGGGCCAUCAAGUCAGCCUUGCGGAGUUGAAGUAGUGUCGAGUGAAGCGCAACGUGAUUCCGGACCUAGCGAUGGGAAUCACUCAAGUGUAUCGUCUGAAGGGUUCUGCGAGAACGAGGAAGAAAUUCUUCAACAGAGUGGUGGGGAGACCGAUUCUCAAGAAUCAAGUUCUCCUCCUGUGUCGUCGGACGAUGCUCAACGUCGCAUCUCCAACGACGAGUCGGUGUCGGACGACGAGUGCAACUUGUAUUUCUACGAUGCAGCCGCCGCUAGACGCGUAGCCGACGAAGCCUCCGGAUCCGGCGCAACCGCUGUGGUAUCGUCGAGCAGCUGCAGUAGCAGCGGCUGGGCCUGCGGCUGGGAGGGCUCGUUCGCGCGCGCCGAGGGUCUGCACGCGCACGGUCACGCGCGCGAGGCGUGUGCGUUAGGCGCGCUGUUGGCACGCGAGCUGCUGGCGCGGCCGCCCGUGCUGUCGGCGCCCGCGCCGCCGCCGCCGCCCGACCCGCGCAAGCCGCGCCGGCGCCACGCGCCCAGCCCGCGUCUGUGCGCCGCCAGCCACCGCCUGUCGUGCCUCGCCUCCGCCACGCUCGCCAAGUGCGCCUUCCUCGCCACCGUCCUGGGGGAAUUCAGCGAGCACCAUGAACUAGCUUUCCGCGUAGGCCUGUUCGCGCUCGAAAUGGCGCGCCCUCCGGCCAGUACCAAGGCUCUAGAAGUGAAACUGAACAAUCAAGAAACUGAACUAGUGGCACUAUUGAAGAAGCUGCCCACCGGCGCCGAACAGUUGGCUUUGGCGCGUGAAAAAGCAGAGCAGUUACGGGACGGCACAUUAAGGACCCGUGGACCCGCUCUUCUACCUAUCGCUUUAGCGAGCUUUCUAUUCGAUGUUCUCGUUUUGUCGGCGACGGAUAAAGAAAAUAAGGACUCGGCACGAUCACCGAACGAUGAAACGUUAGGUUUUGAAGCGGCCGUGGCGGCUUUAGGUUUGAAAGCGAAUGUGGCCGAGGCGGAGCACCCACUGCUGUGCGAGGGAACGAGGCGACAACGCGGCGAACUGUCGCUGACGUUGCUAUCCUUCUACAAGGAUGAUCCAGUUAAACUGGCUAGAAUUAUGAAUAAACUGCUGGACCGCGACAUUCACCAGCUCACGAAGAGCCCGAUGGUGUCGCUUUACUACAUGAACAACCCGCGCCUGGCGGCCUACCGCGCUGAUGUCUCGCAUCCUGUCUGCCACCCGCAUCCACAUAUACAUCCUAUCCCCAACAUUAAUUUACCACCUCAGCCGGUCGCAUGUCCUCGUAUCGAAAUGGAGCGUCUGGUGAUAACGGAACCUGGAGUUUCCCCACCCACGCACAUGCCACACCAGCAACAUUCUCAACACGUGCAACAUGUGCAACUCGCGCAACAUGUCCAACAUACACAACACGUUCAACACACUCAACACGUCCAACACACACAACACGUUCAACAUGUCCAACACGGUCAACAUGUGCAACAAAUGCAACACACGCAACAUUCACAGCACGUGUCGCAACUUGCUCAACAUUCUCAACAUGCGACAUCUCAUGUCCAGCAAACGACACACGUCCAACAUACGGCGCCGUCACAUUCACAACACGCUUCGCAUCAAGCACCGCACGCGUCUACGUCACACCCGCCUAUUGUAAGACCGAAGGAUUCUAGAUAUAAGGGCAAACGUAUGUACCCUUCGGUACCUAACCAGCCAUCAGAAGCAUCAGCACAUUUCAUGUUUGAACUGGCAAAAUCUGUUCUAUUUAAAGCGGGAGGGUCUUCAAGUACUAGUCUGUUUACACAGCCUUCGUGUGCUAGGGAACAUCACGGACCGCACAGGGGAUUACACAUGGCUGCAUUUCAGCUGGGUCUCUACGCUCUCGGCUUACAUAAUUGCGUGAGCGCAAAUUGGCUCAGUCGCACUUACUCAUCACAUGUCAGUUGGAUAACAGGUCAGGCUAUGGAUAUCGGCGCGCCCGCUAUACUAUUCCUCAUAGACGCAUGGGAAGGGCAUUUGACUCCACCGGAAGCUGCGAGCAUCGCAGAUAAGGCGUCGUCGGGGCGCGACGUGCCCACGGUGCGCGCGGCGGCCGAGCUGGCGCUGUCCGUGCUGCCGCACGCGCACGCGCUCAACUACAACGAGAUCCAGCGCGCCGUGCUGCAGUGCAAGGAGCAGAGCGACGCCAUGCUCGAGCGCGCCUGUCUCACUGUCGAAGCGGCCGCUAAAGGUGGCGGCGUAUACCCCGAAGUGUUGUACACCGUUGCUCGCUAUUGGCACGAACUAUACCAACGUCAAACCAAUGAGGAGCCCGAGCCUCCGCCAAGUAUGGACGAGCCUCAGUACCGCGCGGCGCCACCGCCGCUAGCAGUGCCCGUACCGUACCCGAUACCGUACUCGUUUACUUAUCAUCCCUACCCACCUGCUAUUUAUCAGCUACCGUAUGGGUCUACGGCCGCAGCGCACCCGGGCCCGCAGUACGCCCUGCCGCCCUACUUCGUGCGCGGCAUCGUGGCGCCGCCGCCCGCGCAGGCGCAGCACGCGCCGCAGGUGCACGCCGCGCACGCGCCUCACCCCCAACACGCGCCGCACCCUACGCACGCUCAGCACCCCGCGCUGUCGCAACAGCACGUGCCCCACCCUCAACACUCGCAGCCGAUGGUAGCGCACGCUCAGGCCAUCCCUGUCAAUGUCAACGUUAAUGUUAAUGCUACUGUGCAUUCUGUGCAUCCCGCUCCGAUCCCUCCUCCGAUGCCGUCCCACGCUGGUGUAGCAGGUGUAAACGUCGCCGGCGUAAACGUGGCGGGACUAAACGUCGGAGUGGCCGGGGUCGGCGUAGCCGGUGUGAGUGUGGCCGGUGUAGGCGUCGCCGGCAUAGGCGUCAGCGGAGUGAACUGUGGAGGUGUUAACGUUGGAUCCUUAAACGUCAACGCGGUAGGCGUCAACGUCGGCAACGUGAACGGUAUCGGCAACGUCGCGGGCACAAGUAACGGCGUUCAAACUAACGGGCAGGCGGUCGCCCCUAACGUGAACGUCAAUCGAAGACUACUGGCGGCCUACCGGGUCGGGAUGUUAGCGCUCGAAACACAAGCGAGAAGAGUACACGAUGAUCGCCCCCAGAACAAAUUCGGCAGAAACCCGCCAUACGGCGAACACGUGAAGUGGCUCCUGCGAAUAUCGAAGCGCCUCGGCGCGCAGUACCUGCACCAGUUCUGCGUGUGCGCGGUGAACUCGGUGGUGUCGCCCUUCGUGCUGUACGAGCUGUGCGUGGAGUCGGCGCACUGGCUGGCGCGCGGCGGCCCGCACCACCUCGUCAUGCAGCACCUGCGCGGCACGCUCGCGCCGCUCGUGCAGAAGUGCCAGCAGAUGUACAUUCAAUGCAUUCAUCAGAAGUUGUACCACUUGACAUCGGUAGAAUACGAAGAGUUUGUUAGCAUCGUGUUAUCAGCGCGCACUGCCUUUCAGCUCACGCCCGAGGGAAACACGCAGUUCAAGGAAUGGCUCGCCUCGUUGCGCAGAUCAAAGUCGUGCAAGAAGGACCUGUGGACCCAACUGAACGCUGCGCUGCAGACAAACGGCAAAUGA
Messenger RNA from Arctia plantaginis, 5418 nucleotides. The record is from the annotation of a GenBank genome assembly. NCBI's taxonomy places the organism in Eukaryota, Metazoa, Arthropoda, Insecta, Lepidoptera, Erebidae.